CACAUGAUUCUUAUUUGCUUUAAGUAAAAAAGCGGCAUUUUAGCAGUGCAGUGUGUUGCAUAAACGCAUUUAUGCGUGUGUGUUAAACCGUUAUACAUGUCUUACGCGUCCCCCCCUCGCAUGUAAAGUGAAGUGUGUUGAUGAGAUGUGAGAAUGAUGCUGGAAAGGGUCCUCCUGCGUCUCCUCCCCUCCCUCCUGUUCUCCAGUCCUCACCUCCACUCCUCAUUUCCCGUUCACCCACGAGAAGAGCUCCAGCCGUCCAGCAUCAUGUCCUCAGACGUCCAGCUGCGUGACCAAACGGACCCACAGACCACCUGCGACCCGGAGAGCGAAGACCCCGAGAGCGACUGAGAGCAGGUGCCUGAAAUCACAAGUCCUGCCUAUAGGAAACAGACCAGCUGUACCCGUGUCCGGACACCAUGGAUACAAUAAACUUCACCUUCUGGAAUGCAUCUGAUGGCAACGAGACGACAGAGACAGUGGACGAGAGUCCAUAUAAGACAGUGGAGGUGGUGUUCAUUGUACUGGUGGCCGGCUCACUUAGUCUGGUCACUGUGAUCGGGAACAUUCUGGUCAUGCUCUCCAUCAAAGUGAACAGAAGCCUGCAGACUGUCAACAACUACUUCCUGUUUAGCCUGGCCUGUGCUGACCUCAUCAUUGGCCUCUGCUCUAUGAACUUGUAUACAGUCUACAUUGUAAUUGGAUACUGGCCACUUGGGCCUGUUGUGUGUGAUUUGUGGUUAGCGUUGGACUAUGUGGUGAGCAACGCUUCAGUCAUGAACCUUUUGAUUAUCAGCUUUGAUCGUUACUUUUGUGUCACCAAGCCGCUAAGCUACCCAGUAAAGAGGACGACCAAAAUGGCGGGGAUGAUGAUUGCUGCCGCCUGGGUGUUGUCCUUUAUCCUCUGGGCCCCAGCCAUCCUGUUCUGGCAGUUUAUCGUCGGUGGGCGAACAGUGCCAGAGAAAGAGUGCUACAUUCAGUUCUUUUCGAACGCGGCGGUCACGUUCGGCACGGCCAUAGCCGCUUUUUACCUACCGGUCAUCAUUAUGAUGGUGCUGUACUGGCAGAUCUCCCGGGCCAGUAAGAGCCGUGUCAAGAAAGACAACCGGAAGCCGUCGGGCGCCAUCCCCGACGUUGCUUCUCCGAGUCAGACUCGCGAAAACACCACCAACAAACCUACCAACAACAACGUGCCGGCCGAGGAAGCGGAUCGAGGUCAGACCCAGAUCACAGAUGACGCGGCCAACCAGCACGACGCCAAACUUCAGAACGGCAAAGCACCGUCUACUGCCAGCGGAGAAGUGGAAGCGGAGGAGGCAGUAGGAGGUAACUGCAUUCCCGCGGAGGAGAAAGAAAGCUCCAACGAUUCCACCUCAGGCAGCGGAGCCAUAACGAAUCAAAAAGAUGAAGCGGCACUGUCUACAGCCAAUGACGGCCAGGCUCCCGUCAGGCACCGCGCCAAGCCUGGAGGUUCCAAACUUACUUGCAUCAAGAUCAUCACCAAAUCGCCCAAAGGAGAUUGUUACGCUCCCUCGAAUGCGACAGUGGAGAUCGUUCCAGCAACCGAGAGGCAGAACCACGUGGCGAGGAAGAUCGUUAAGAUGACCAAGCAGCCGCCCAAGAAGAAAAAAGCGCCGUCCUCUCGGGAAAAGAAGGUGACGCGCACCAUCAUGGCCAUCCUGGUGGCGUUUGUGGCUACGUGGACGCCCUACAAUGUGAUGGUCCUCAUUAAUACCUUCUGCUCCAGCUGUAUUCCCAACACGGUGUGGACCAUUGGAUACUGGCUCUGUUACAUCAACAGCACCAUCAACCCCGCCUGCUACGCCCUGUGCAACAUCACCUUCAAAAAGACAUUCAAACAACUGCUGCUCUGUCAGUAUAAAAAUAUACGCUCCACUCGAUGAGCAGCAGUGUAUGUGUGUGCGUUUGCAUGCAUGUAUUUCUAUAUUUUACAUGUGUGUUUUGUGAAAAAGGUAUGUGUGACUGUGUGUAUACGUGAAAACGAAUGAUCGUGUGACUGUCCGAAGGCUUGUUCCCAUCGACAACGGCUGGAAGUCACAGAGUCUCGUAGGUAGCCGCGAUAUGCAGCUGUAUAAAUCCCACCGUAGUCCGUGCAUCAUGUGCCUGCUCAUUUACAUAAAGCUGAACUCUGCUCAAUUUUCUCACAUCGCUGGUAUGUCAGUGUCAAUUGCCAGCUCUCAUUGAAAAUGAGUGACUUCCAGCCGCUGCAAAUCGCUGUUAGUGUGAACGGCCAUUAAAGAGUGAGAUUGAAAAGUGAAUCUACCCCACAACUCUGCAAAAUUUCUCCAGACCCGUCAUUCACAAAGUUUUACGAAUCCCCAGAUCCUUGUUUGGUGAAUCUCAUUACGCUUUCAGUUACCAAUAAGGCUGGAAUACGCUCAGCUCCAUUUAACACAGUUUAAAAAUUGGGUUUAUACCCAGUCGACAGAUUUUCUUUUGAAACCACUGCAGAAACACAAAAGUCUGGGCCUGUUAUGUGUGUGUGCGUGUGUGUGUGUGUUCAUUGUUUUUUUAUAGAUAAUAUUAUUGUAGCACUUUACACACAUAGAUGUGAUGCAUGUCUCAAAAGAAGGAAAUGAACUGCUCAACUAUUUGAUUCAUUGCUAAAAUGACAAAUAAUUCAGUUGGUCAGAUUAGAGUCUGUACUAUACAGUAAUACACAAAUAAGGGACACAGGGCUGACUGAAGAUCCAAACCAAAUGUGUUUGAGCUUCAGUAUAAAAUCAUUACCUGUAUAUAAGUGUACAGUACAUAAUGACGUAGUGUAUUUGUGUUGAGUGUGUGCUAGCAUGCUGAAUGAUGUCGGAGAGGUUGAUUUGAAUAGAAUGUCUGUUGAAGCUCAUUUAUAGUCAUUUCACUUCUGUACUGAUGUAUUUCACAAUAUUUUACAAUAUAAAUGUGAGAUGAAAAGUAUCUGAUGCAUCACAGAAGAGAGGCAUGUGUGAAUUAGUACUUAAAAAAAAAUGUAAAAAGACAUUUUUAUUUUGGAAUAACGUGCACUAAUAAAUCCUGCACAAAAUGACAGGAACGAUUUUCAGUUUGACAUUGACUUAAAGUUUGGAUCAAAUGGAGUGUUGCGACAGGUAGCCGGUGCCGGGUGUGUGUGUGUGUGUGUUCUCUCAGAGAGCAACGAGAGAUGUGGAGAGGCUCUCGGCUGUCCCGUAUGUUAAAGUGGAUGAGUUUUGAGUGCUCGGGGGCUCUGGGGAUGCAAAUCUAAACCUUUUAAAGUGAGCAGACAUGCAGGAUAAAGAGGCUCUCACAGACACGCACACAUUAGCAUCCAGCUCACCUCUGCUUUGCAUUUACACAAAACAGUUCACUCGUGGCUGAGCUGAAAAAUGAAAACACCAGCCACAUACAGAGCGAAAAGUGUGGUAAUUUACAUCUAAUACUCCAUAGUUAGUGGCCAAACCGUAAAACACCUCUCAGAGUUCUUAUUAAAAGGCCAAACGAUUUUUGGCUCAUUGUAAAUGACAUGAGACGCUGAAAACGUACCCUUUUGUGUAGUCUGCGUACACGUGCCGCUCUAAUGACCCGAUCAUACUCUGAUCUCUCACUUCAUGAUGUGCCUGCAGGCGCUUUGUUUGUUUUGGGAAUUUUGCUCCUGUCUCCCAAAGCUGUUUGUGUAUGUUUGUGUAUGCACGCGUGUGUGUGUGUGUUUGUGUGAUUGAUCACCCCGGAAAGGGGUUUAAACUAAAUCACAGGUUUUGGCCUUGUGAAUUUAAAGGGCUAAAGUAUAUAAGCUUUCUCAUCUCAUCACGAGCCACUGUGUCACCAUACGUCAGUUUUGAUUCAUUAAAAUCAGACAUACAGAAUCCUGCCUAAAGCAGAAGAUUAUGGGAUCAAUCAAUCCGUUGAUCAGAGACGUGCAGCUCAGACAUGACAGUGAUGAAUGUUGAGGGAAUACUGUAGAUCUCAAGCCGAGAGAUGAGCUUUGAUGUCUUGUUUGUUUAGGGGAUGCUCUUGUACUUUCUGCGGUUGAUGAUUACUGUAAUUCUGAAACUGAAAUCUACAAAUGUUCAGAGUCUCACGUGGUUAAAGACACUUACAUCAAUGUACAGUGGUAACCAUAGUUUUUGCAAAAAUACCAAAUAUGCUACAAUUAUUUUUUGUGGAAUCAUAAUGAUUAACCAUAAAACAAUAAAUAAAGCAACUUUUUCAAAAGCUGUCAGAGUGUUAAUAAUACAUUGCCUCUGUUUUACCAUAUAGCAGUUCAUAUCUCCACACUUCUCAAGGGUAAAUCUGAGCACAUUGUUUCAGAUCUUGUUUGAGAUGUGUGAGAUCAUUGGAGAUGUAUUUUGCCGGAGACAAAGCACUAGACUUAAAGGUUUUCAUUUGCUCUCAUUUUUUGUCUUAUUGUUAUCUAAUAUGAGAAACAAUUGAGGUAUUACUGUAAAGUGUUCUUAUUUGGGAUUUUUCUUUCCUUUGUAAAUUAUUCUUGAUAUUUUGGUGGUUACCAAUGUACAUUUUUGUAAGUGGAUGAAUCCUUAUUUUUUCUUGCAUUAUCAUAUUUUUCUUUCAGCUCUAUAACCAAAACUUUUAAAGUAGUAUUGUUAUAGAGGUGAUUCACAUAAUGUUGUCACUGCUCUCUCUGUGUGUGCGUGCGUGUGUGUGUGUGUGUGUGUGCGUGUCAGAGUAUAACAUGCACAGCGAUAUUAUUCUUUGAUUAAAGUAUUACUGCUGUGUCCACAUUUACAUAUAUUCAAAAAAGUACAGUACAAAAGUCUUAGGCCACCAUUAGAUUUGUUGUUUAUGUUUAUGGUAUAAUGAUGACCUUAUAAAUAUUUCUCAGUCUCUUUAUUUGAAUACAAACUGAAAAUACUUGAAAUUUAUAACAAAAAGAAAAGAAAUUCUCUCCUUACACUUGCGCAAUAACCAGCACACUGUAAAAAAUACUUUGCUGCCUUAAAAUCAACCUGGAUUUACAAGUCAUUUUAACAUACUAUUAUUUAUAUUGACUAGAUAUGAGUUGUUAUAACUACAGGUACGUUGUUAUAACUAAUAAAAUUAAGUUGACUUUUCUCAACUAUAUUUUAUAAGUUGUGACAACUCAUCUCUGUUGACAUGACUUGUAAAUCUGAGUUGAUUUAACAAAAAAUUUUAAGGCAGCAAGUAUUUUUUACAGUGCAGGAUCUCUUAAACCGAAAUGAAAUGAAAUCCUAAUUUCUAUUUCUAAUGCGAUUAAGCACUUCAGUCUCCUCAAAAAAGUUCAAGAUGUGUUUAGUGCCAAGAGAGGUCCCAUGAAAUACUGAGGUGUAUAAUACUUACGUAUUUUAGUUACAUUUUCCAAGCAUCUGUGCUUUAUCAGAGUGUUUGUCUUGGGAAAAAAAUUACUUUUUUUACUAAAAAAUGUUCACUACAUUCUAAAGCAUAGAAUCAUACUGUGUAUUCAUAAUAUAUUGCAUAUUAAAGUUGAUUUAAUGCCUUAUUACAUAAAAAUUGUGUACUUUUACUUUCUUGAGUAAAAGUACGAAAAUAUUUUUUACUUAAGUAAAAGUACAAAAAAAUUACUAGAUGUUUAAUGUACUUAAAUAUUAAAUAUAAACCAAAAACGUGAAAUUAUGAAAUGUAGUGGAGUAAAAAUGAUGAUAAUAUGUUUUGGAAUGUAUGUUUUCCAAAGAAAAACACUAAUAAAAUACGAAUAAUUGAAAAUGUACUUUUAUGUAGAAAGUAAAAAUACUUAAGUACUCUGCUUUUACCUGAAGACAUUUCUUUUUUCCAAAUAUUGUUUUGAAAUGUUUCCUGUAUUUUCUGUUUGUAUCUUGCAAAAAAUAAAUAUGGAUGAACAUUAAAACCUCUACACUGCUAAAACAGCUGGUGGUGGCCUAAGACUAUUUAAGUGGCAGCAGUGUGAAGGUCAUGCAUGGGGUUCAAUUCCCUUGGUUACUGAUAAAAAUGCAAAGUCAUUUUAGAUAAGUGUCUGCCAAAAGUAUAAAGGCUUUUCUUUAUGAAAUAUACUUGUUUAAAAUUAAACAUCAUCUUAUCUGGAUGUAGAACUAAUGCUUUAGUGUUGUGAUGAAGUCCUUUACACUUCAGAUGAGGGAUUGUCAUCUGGUACGGAGCAUGUAUGUGUUUAAUCUCUCUGUGAUGGAGGUCAGAGGUGGUGACAGAUGCCCGCUGGUGUUGUGCUAUUAGCUACAUGUAAGAGAGAUAAUGCAGGUGUCAGAUUAAGUGUUCAGAAAGAGAUCUGGGAGUUAAACACCCUCUCCUCUGACCCCAUCCUUACAUGGAGAGACACUCAUCUAAUACACUCGCUCUGUUCUUCACAUAGCGAUAAGAAGAUACAGAGACACUGUUAGAUUUACAAAGCACAGCAGGUCUAUAAGCUUCAUGAGGUCACUGCUAUGUGUGGUCUACAUCAAAAGUCUACUUAUAAAGGUUAUUUAUAGGUUUAUUUAAGUAUUGUACCACCACAAGCAUGUACUAUUGUGUUUACUGCACUAAAUCUGAAAGUAAAACAACAACCCCUAUCACGGUGUAAACUCCAUUUAUUAUUUACACAAUAUCUUUUGAUGUUCUAAAAGUUAUUUUUUUCCAAAGAUGUUCCUGACAUCUGUGAGAUAUGAGCACAGACGUCUGUGUAUGUUUUACUCUACACACACACAUGCUAUAUCUGAUUGGUUGUGUGUACUGUGAUGUUCAGGGAGCUCAUCUCAUCUUCAUCCCACCACCAUCAUCAUCAUCCUCUUGAGUAAGCUGACAGCACAAUUUAUACAAAAAGGGCUUGAGUGUGUUUUCAGAUCUGUUACUGAGUUUAUUUAAUGAAGUUAUUUCAGUGUUCUUUUUUUUAAGCUGACGUGGGUGUAUUGUUUUAUUUGAAAGUAUCACACGAGAAAGAUUUAUGAUUUAUUGUGGGGGUUUGCGUGUCUAGCGCUUGUUAUAAGUUUAGCUGUAAAUAUUUCUUUCUUUUAAAAACUUUUUGUCUGUGAGCACAAACACUUAAAAGUAUUUGCUUUGUGUGUGUAUGUGUGUGCGCUUGUGCGUGCAUGUGUGUGUGUGUGUGUGUGUGUGUGUGUGUGUGUGUGUUUCAAUGUUUGUGGUGUGUGUGUGCUGGUCACACAUGUUGUCUAUGUGAAAUUUGUAGUCUCAUGACCCAGACAUCAGUGCAGAAAUACAGCACAUACUUACAGUACUUAUGUAUUUAUACGUAUCAUUCCAGGAGUGUCUAAAUAGUAUGUGUGUGUAUAUUUGUGUGGGGGGGUUGUGUGCAAAUUUGGAGACGUGUGUAAGAAAUGUCGUAUGUUGGAGGUCAUCAGAGCGGCUGACAAAGACACAAAACUAUCCAAUGAUCACUAAAAACAGAUAAACAAUAUACAAACCAUAAAAAAUUUCCAAUAUAAGAAAUACUACAGUCCCAAUGAGUAGCCUUUAUCAAACAAUAGUCAUAUUUUUACUAUAAUCUUUUAUCAAUAUGUAAAUAUAAGUGGAAAGUUUGAUCUGAUUAGAAUUUUUAAAGAACCAAGCCAUACAUUACACCAAGAGAGAAAGCAGACAGACGACAGUGUGAAAAAAUCACUUUAACUUGUUGGUGGCCAUAGCAACUAAACCAGAAUUCUUCACACGUUUGACUUUAAAGUUGGUGUAUUUUUUUUUCCUUUUUGGCUCAUUAAUGGUGAAUUGAGGAUGACAGAGUUAACGUGCUUCGGGCCAGAAACCGACUCUUCUCAAGUAUGUGAAUACAGAGAGAAACGCUUGACCACCACAUCUCAAGGAAAAUGUUUAACAUUUGCCCUUGUGUGUCUGUGACGGUAAAAAACUCAAUUCUCUGGGGCAUGACAGAGUUUCCUUCAAAUAUCUGUGGCAAUAAAAGAUGUGUUGUUAUUUAGGUAACAUCCCUACCUAUGUCAUAUUACUAACUUGAUCAGGAUAAAGUACUGCUGCUAGAAAGCAGUUUACACUCAUACUGUAUAUGUUAUAGUGCCAAAUGCAGCAAUGCAUGUAUUUGUGUUGAGAUAUGAGGUGUGAAACACAUUGCGUAGUGUAUGUUUCACACAAACGGGCCGUGCACUGACUGUUGUGCAAAGAAUUAAAACAAUUAUUUUUAAAGCUGAACUACUUUUAUUUGACAAGCUCAUGGUGCAGGAUGCUGAAAACAGUGAGACGUGUUACAUCGGCCAAAGACAUCUGUCUGUACAUAGAGCAACAAUUUAAAAACCAGCACAGGCAGAAGAGAUGAAUGCGUUCUGACCUGCCUCACACGAGCUGUUGGUUUUAUCAGUAUACCAAAAAUAUAUGAUUUUUUCAGCUGGACUUUGGGUUACGGGGCACAGGCUGGUGAAAUUGUACAGUAUAUAUACAUAUACAUACACCCAGAUGGGGGCACGUGGGAGGCCGGUGUAAAUAAUAUUGUUUAUUUUUCAUUGCUACGCGUGUCAUGUGAUUUUUAUUCACUGUAAGUUGUGACUUCCAAACAGUAGAUGUGUGCUUUGUCAUCAUCUUAAUAUUUGUAUUAUAAUAUAUAGUGGACAUUCUAUGUGUAGCACAGAUGAAGUGUAAAUACAUGUGUUUAAUAAUAAAUAUGAAUGUUCUUGAUCUUUAUUAGGGCAACGGUCGAAACGGCAUUCUGGAUUGUUGAUAAUUGAUGCGAUAAAAUGGUAACAAAUUGUGUUUAUAAGAUUUGCUGUAUUGUGCCAAAUACUUUUGGAGAAGAAUUCUAGCAAAUAAAGAUGUUAAU
Molecule: messenger RNA, 8695 nt
Organism: Paramisgurnus dabryanus
Lineage: Eukaryota; Metazoa; Chordata; Actinopteri; Cypriniformes; Cobitidae
Gene: chrm2a
Product: cholinergic receptor, muscarinic 2a
Biological process (GO): regulation of heart contraction; G protein-coupled receptor signaling pathway, coupled to cyclic nucleotide second messenger; adenylate cyclase-inhibiting G protein-coupled acetylcholine receptor signaling pathway
Cellular component (GO): plasma membrane; synapse; dendrite
Molecular function (GO): G protein-coupled acetylcholine receptor activity; G protein-coupled serotonin receptor activity
Source: RefSeq, a predicted model, not a curated record